Messenger RNA from Brettanomyces nanus, 870 nucleotides. RefSeq names its product snoRNA-binding rRNA-processing protein imp4 (gene IMP4). The record is from RefSeq and is a predicted model, not a curated record. Lineage: Eukaryota; Fungi; Ascomycota; Pichiomycetes; Pichiales; Pichiaceae. Gene Ontology annotation, cellular component: nucleolus; Mpp10 complex; small-subunit processome. The transcript has a single exon. Gene Ontology annotation, biological process: rRNA processing. The coding region runs from base 1 to 870 and encodes 289 amino acids. Gene Ontology annotation, molecular function: rRNA primary transcript binding; snoRNA binding.
AUGAUUAGAAGACAUGCAAGAGAAAGAAAAGAAUACUUGUAUAGAAAAGCUGAGCAGCUCAAAGAACAGUCUCAGAUAGAGAAAAGACACCAGCUUGCGCAAGCCUUGGCUACAGGUAAGAAUCUACCUAAAGAGAUAGCAGACGAUGAAAAAUUGCAAAAAGAUUUCUUAUAUGAUGAAUCGAUCCAAAAGACCAACGAAGAGCUCGACGAUGAAUAUUCGAGCCUGAGUGGUUUGGUGGAGCCUAAAGUGGUUAUUACUACAUCCAGAAGUCCAUCUUCGAGAUUAUCUCAGUUUACUAAGGAGGUGAAAUUGAUGUUUCCUAACUCGAUCAGGAUUAACAGAGGUAACUAUGUUAUGCCGGCUCUAGUUGAAACGUGCAAAAAAUCAGGUAUUACAGAUAUCGUGGUGGUUCAUGAACACAGAGGUGUGCCAUCCACCAUGACUAUCAGUCAUCUGCCUCAUGGACCUACAGCUACAUUUACUUUACACAACGUUGUGCUCAGGCACGAUUUAUACAAUGUUGGUAAUAUAAGUGAGGCAUAUCCACAUUUAAUAUUUGAGAACCUCACUACUAACUUGGGAAACAGGACCACAACGAUAUUGAAGCAUCUUUUUCCGCCGGGAGUGAAGAAAGAGUCUCCGAGGGUUUUAUCCUUCAUCAAUAAAGAUGACUUCAUCAGUGUCAGACAACACAUUUAUGUGAGGACUCGUGACGAUGCAGAACUUAGUGAAGUUGGACCGAGGUUCGAAAUGAGACUCUUUGAGAUUAAGCUAAGUACGUUGGACGAUUCUGAUGCAGAUGUGGAAUGGAUGCUCAGAAGAUUUGUCAGGACGGGAAAUAGAAAGAACUAUCUUAGCGAGAACUAG